CCGCUCUUUCCAUGUUUAUCUUUUGCACACAGCAAAUUUAACACUCUUUCCGAACCCACCUCUUCACAGAUACUAGGAGAUCUCCAAUUAAUACCUUGACUAUAUAUGCAGGGCUCAUAGGAUGGGAUCGAAGAGGAAAGCCACCUUAAUCAGUCAAGUGUAGUUUUCAACCACAUUAACUCACCUUUGCAAACACAAAUCCUUGGGUGCCCAAGUUGUAGAGGAUCAAUUUGUGCAGCCUUUUAUUUUUGUGUGUUCUUCCAACAAAAUGCCGUCGAAGUGCAGACCGCUCAUCCCUUGCCCCCUGUGAUAUGUAACAUGGCAGAGGGCCGUGAGUGGAUGUAUAAACGUCAAAGUCGGGCUUCCGGUAAUAUAAAUCAUGAGUUUGUAGAAGGUUUAAAAGGUUUCUUAGAUUAUGCUUUUACCAUAUGUGAGGGCAUGGGGGAAAAUAUUUGGCUCGCCCCUUUCAUCUUCCUCACUCGAUCGAUUUGCAAAGUAGAUAAGGUCUCGUGGACGAAAACCUUGGAGUCGGCAACUCAGGUUCUCUUUCAUUUUCUUUCAAUUACAGCACUUUGUAUUACAAAUUUCUGGGGUUUUCAUUUAUGAGAUUUAUAUAAGUUUGACUAUGCUGCAGUGAUAGUUAGAUUGGGAGAGGUCUAGGUAUUUUAAGUGAGUAAACAUAUGUUUUUUAACACACCAAGCAUAUAUCUGUUUUUCCAGGUUUGAUUAUUGCUCUAUUUCAUUUUGGACUAGGGUACUAUAUGUGCAAACGAAUAUUUCAGUUCACUCAAGGGUUCAAUUAGAGUUUUUGUACUAACGGUUUAACAGAGUUAGUUACCUCACAGUGUUCAUUCUCUCUUUGGCAAGGUAAUUUCACAGAGUCCAUUUCAUGUCCCAAAUUUUCGAGAUAGGUUAUGUGAAUUUGUUUUUAACAGUAUUUAGAUGUGAAUACAUUUUUUAUGCUUUCAUAAAGUGCUAAUUAAAGUGGUAAAAAAUUAAUUUAUUUAGGCAUAUGCCUGAAUAUCCCUACCCAAAAACAGAACAAUAAACCCUUGAAUAGGAAUGAAAAAGAACAUCUUUGAGAGUAUAUGUGUAUAGGGAGGGAAUGUUAUCCAUGUAUUCUAUAUUUGUAUCUUAAAUUUAUAUAAUUUGUAUGUGUUUAGAGAAAGACAUGUCUUCUAGGGCUUCCAUAUCCCGUGGUGGUGGGCGUGCAAUCCGUGGCCGCCCAAACAAUGGUGUUAUUGUUGGUAUUGGUACCACUCGGAACUUGGCUUUAGGGGGGCAUACAGCUGGAUCAGAUGGCCAACAGUCACCGAACACCCCUCCGUCUAAUGGCAGUGGCUCAUUUGUUUCGAAUACAAGACUUGAAGUUUCAAUGCAACCUAACUUGAUACCACAACAUGUGUCUCUCACAUAGUGUCGUGAUCACAUUGUAGUUGGAGAUUUGAAAGUUAAUGAAAAAGUGAAGAAGUCCCUUGAGACUAUUGCUUCACAUUUGUUUACUGGCUGGCCAUCUAAUUACGGAAAUUUGGAUCCCAAGUCUCGCGAAAAAUACAUUUCACUAUUCUCGCUAGAGUAUACAUGGGCUGCGUCAGAUAAUAGCCGAAUGAUUUCCAAAGUUCAUUCGCAAUUUUCUAGUCGUUACACGGCACGCAUGUCAAAUAUGAGAUUGCAUAUACAAUCCAAAAUUCCAGAUUUUUUUCCUGAUCAAGACUACACAAGAUUCAUCCCCUUCCGUCCGGAGCUCGUAACGUCUCACACAUGGGCUAAAUUGUGUAACUAUUGGAACUCUGAUGAAUGGAAGAAGAAGACUAAAGUUGCAAGACGUAAUCGUGUUGGUUUUUUUUUUAUCCCAGAAGGCAAACCACCAAAAUCAGUGGGGUAAAUGCCGGGAGUCAGAUACCAGAAUUUAUUAAAGACAUAGAGUAUUACAAAAAUCGAGGGGGGACUAUACCAAAACCUCGUAAAUAAAACAAGCUGAAAAAACCGCAUUAAUGAAAUCUAAAAGAGGCAAUGCCAAACAAAUCCAUAAAAAAAGUCCGUCUAGCCGAAAUAGGUAAACUAUUUGGGCUAAAAAAUUCCUGCUUUGGGCCCAAAUGUGAUUGGGCCAAGAAAUGAGCCGCACCGUUAACCUCGCGAUAAACAUGUCGAAAGGAUAAACCUUUCCUAUUCCCUGCGUGUAAGGUUUCCUGAAUAAUAUCUCUCCACCUUCGGACCUCAGGAUCCAGAAGAAGCUUCAGCGCCAUAGAUGAGUCCGAUUCCACCUCAAAGUCGCUAUAGCCAGCGCGUAUCGCCCACUGAAUAGCUUGGGAAAUCGUCUUCAAUUCCGCUUCAAGCGCUGAAGAAGCAUCCACCUCAAAGCUGACCGCACGAAGAAGAUGGCCGGUGCAGUUUCUCAGAAUUGCGCCUCCCGCUGCUGAUCCAGAUAAGUAUCGAGCAUCUGUAUUUAAUUUCAGCUUUCCUUUUGGUUUGCUCCAUUUUAAGAUCUGUAUUGAAAAGGGUUUGCUGCGAAAUUCCUUGGGAAUGAGAUGUUCCUCAUACAAAAUCUUAUCAACCGAGUGAAUUUUAACCCCUUUCAAUGAAUGAGACCAGGCCUGAGUGUAGUGUUUAAUGGUGUGAAUGAUUCCUGUAGUAGAUGAAGUCGCAUCCCCUUUUCCCCACUGGUAAUUUGUAUACACCUUCCAUAUAUGCCAAGAAAUGAUACCUGAAAUAUGUCGCCUGAAAAUAUCCAAAAGAUCUAACGAACCUGCCUUUAGCCAACAACAUCUGAAAAUUUGACAGAUAGACGAAAUAUUCCUCGGUAUAUGAAUACCCAGAAUACCCAUGAAAUAAUCCCAUAUAGGUUUCACUGUCUUGCAAUUAUAAAAAACAUGGUCUAAGGACGAACUGCUAUUUCUGCAAAGAUAGCAAAUAGAUGGAUUUGAAGUAAUUUGAAACUGAUUUAGCUUUUCAGGGAAAGGCAGAAUGUUUUUAAUAAUCUUCCAUUGCAAAAGUGUGAUCUUUAGUUCCUGCUUUGAGCUCCAGAGGUGACUAAAAGAAAAGGUAAUUGUUCCAGUUGGGGAUUGAGAGCACAUAGAGGAAGCAAGAUCAUGAAUGUGGCAUAUCCUUCUCCAAAUUGAGGAGUCAGUAAGUUUAGGAGGAGGAACUUGGCCGAACUCCAACAAUGGAGGAUUUUGGAGGAAAGUGGAAUACAGUUGACCCUGUUACUGGUCAGCUACCUCCAACACCGCAUGCUCGUUACAUGGCUAAUUACAGUCAACGAAUGGAAGAAAAAUAUGGACCAGAUCGGUCACAACAUCCGGUGUUUGACUAUGAGAUUUGGACACAAAUUACUGGUCCUCCAAAAAAGGGGCGACUAAUUGGUGUACCGGACCAAAUAUCACACCCAGAGUUGUUUCAACCAUCUAAACCGGAAGAGGAUAGGUGUGUGAUUUUAGAACAUCAAGUUGUUGACCUCAAGACUGAAAUAGAGACAAUACGAGUUGGAAUGUUGGAGUUUAAGACAGAAAAUGAAAAAAUCCAGGCUGAAAAUGUAGAGCAAAGAACACAUUUCAACUCUACUAUGAGCAACAUUUGGGGUGUCCUAAUCAAUAUGGGCGUUGUUAACCCAAACAUGAUCCCGUUUAAUUUUGGGUCAUCUCAACAACACCCUGCAAUGAUGUUUGGGCAGCAGUCACAACUCCAUCAACACUUACCAUCCAGGCAACAACCAGGAUCUUUCAGUCAGCUUAUUCGGAUGACAUACGCCCAAGCGCAACAUGAAAUGGUAGAGGACCAGCCUCCACAACUUGUUCAAGGUGAUCUUGCACAACCUAAAGCAUCUCAAUGUUUCUCAAGACUGCCUGCCAUCCAACUCGACCAAAUGUUGCUCCACCUAUUUUUCCUAUGCGGCAUACUCAUGUAGACUCAUCGACCUCCGAUUGUGAUGAAGAGGAAAUGGUUGAUGUAAAUGAUGACAGUUAGCAAAACAUUUCAAUUUAUUGCAAUUUUUAUGUGUCAUUUAUUGACAUUUUUGUACUCUGUAAUGUUUUUAUAUUUUGGUUUAAAAAACUGAGUUAUUUUCGUCUCAUUAAUACAUGCA
Cuscuta europaea is the source of this 4081-nucleotide messenger RNA. NCBI's taxonomy places the organism in Eukaryota, Viridiplantae, Streptophyta, Magnoliopsida, Solanales, Convolvulaceae. The record is from the annotation of a GenBank genome assembly.